AUGGCGGACGGAAAGACCUCUGCGUCUGUUGUAGCGGUUGACCCCGAGCGCGCGGCGAAGGAACGCGACGCAGCCGCCCGCGCGAUGCUACAAGACGGCGGCGUCUCGCCGGUCGGAAAGGCUCAGCUGUUGAAGAAGGGACUCGCGUACGCCGUUCCGUAUACCCUCAAGAUCGUCGUGGCAGACCCCAAGGCAAUGGAGAAGACGACGGCAGAUGUAGAGAAAGUGCUCCAGACCGCCUUCCAGGUGGUCGACACCCUUCUCAACAACUUCAACGAGAACAGUGAGGUGUCCCGCAUCAACCGAAUGCCCGUUGGUGAAGAACACCAGAUGUCUGCGGCGCUGAAGCGUGUGAUGGGCUGCUGCCAGCGUGUGUACAACUCGUCGCGCGGCGCCUUUGACCCUGCAGUCGGCCCGCUCGUCCGUGAGCUACGCGAGGCCGCUCGUGAGGGGAGGACGCUGCCAGCGGAGCGCAUCAACGCCCUCCUCAGCAAGUGCACGCUGAACAUCAGCUUCUCCAUUGACCUAAACCGUGGCACAAUCGCCCGUAAGCAUGCGGACGCGAUGCUGGACCUUGGUGGUGUGAACAAGGGCUACGGUGUCGACUACGUCGUCGAACACCUCAACAAUCUCGGCUACGACGAUGUCUUCUUUGAAUGGGGCGGUGAUGUGCGUGCCAGUGGGAAGAACCCGUCAAAUCAACACUGGGUCGUCGGCAUCGCGCGCCCACCCGCUUUAGCGGACAUUCGUACAGUGGUGCCGCAGGACAAGCAGUCCUUUAUCCGUGUGGUGUGCCUCAACGACGAGGCCAUCGCCACCAGCGGUGACUACGAGAACCUCGUUGAGGGCCCUGGGUCAAAGGUAUAUUCAUCUACCUUCAAUGCAACGUCCAAGAGCCUGCUGGAGCCGACCGAGACGAACAUAGCACAGGUUUCCGUAAAGUGCUACAGCUGCAUGUACGCCGAUGCCCUGGCCACCGCUGCGCUCCUCAAGAACAACCCGACGGCCGUUCGCCGCAUGCUGGACAACUGGCGCUACGUGCGCGACACCGUCACCGACUACACCACCUACAGCCGUGAGGGUGAGCGUGUUGCCAAGAUGUUCGAAAUCGCCACGGAGGAUAAGGAGAUGCGCGCGAAGCGCAUCAGUGGCUCGCUCCCGGCCCGUGUGAUCAUCGUUGGUGGCGGUCUGGCCGGUUGCUCGGCUGCGAUCGAAGCAGUCAACUGUGGCGCGCAGGUAAUUCUCCUCGAGAAAGAGGCAAAGAUUGGCGGCAACAGCGCCAAGGCAACAUCCGGCAUCAACGCCUGGGGCACUCGUGCGCAGGCGAAGCAGGGCGUCAUGGACGGUGGCAAGUUCUUUGAGCGCGACACACACCGUUCCGGCAAGGGUGGUCACUGCGAUCCGUGCCUUGUCAAGACGCUCUCUGUGAAGAGCUCUGACGCGGUGAAGUGGCUGUCCGAGCUGGGCGUGCCGCUGACGGUGCUGUCGCAGCUCGGCGGUGCAAGUCGCAAGCGCUGCCACCGCGCCCCAGAUAAGUCAGAUGGUACCCCAGUCCCGAUCGGCUUCACGAUCAUGAAGACCCUGGAGAACCACAUCAUCAACGACCUCAGUCACCAGGUCACUGUAAUGACAGGCAUUAAAGUGACAGGGCUAGAGAGCACGAGCCAUGCCCGCCCUGAUGGCGUCCUUGUGAAGCACGUCACGGGCGUCCGCCUCAUCCAGGGCGACGGGCAGUCCAGGGUGCUGAACGCCGACGCCGUCAUUCUCGCCACCGGCGGCUUCUCGAACGACCACACGGCCAACUCGCUUCUGCAGCAGUACGCACCGCAACUAUCCUCCUUCCCCACAACCAACGGCGUGUGGGCCACAGGCGAUGGCGUCAAGGCGGCGCGUGAGCUUGGCGUGGAGCUUGUCGACAUGGACAAGGUGCAGCUGCACCCGACCGGCCUGCUGGACCCGAAGGAUCCGUCGAAUCGCACCAAGUACCUCGGCCCCGAGGCGCUGCGUGGCUCCGGCGGCGUGCUGCUGAACAAGAACGGUGAGCGCUUUGUGAACGAGCUGGACCUGCGCUCCGUCGUGUCGCAGGCGAUUAUUGAGCAGAACAACGUCUACCCCGGGUCCGGCGGCAGCAAAUUCGCAUACUGUGUGCUGAAUGAGGCCGCGGCGAAGCUCUUCGGAAAGAACUUCCUGGGCUUCUACUGGCACCGUCUUGGCCUCUUCGAGAAGGUGGAGGACGUCGCUGGCCUGGCGAAGCUGAUUGGCUGCCCCGAGGAGAAUGUGACGGCAACUCUGAAGGAGUACAAGGAGCUCUCCUCCAAGAAGCUGCACGCCUGCCCGUUGACUAACAAGAACGUGUUCCCGUGCACCCUGGGAACCGAGGGGCCCUACUACGUAGCCUUCGUCACGCCGUCGAUCCACUACACCAUGGGCGGCUGCCUCAUCUCCCCUUCGGCUGAAAUGCAGACGAUAGACAAUACCGGCGUGACCCCCGUUCGUCGUCCCAUCCUUGGGCUCUUUGGCGCUGGCGAGGUGACUGGUGGCGUGCACGGUGGAAACCGCCUCGGCGGCAACUCGCUGUUGGAGUGCGUCGUCUUUGGAAGGAUCGCCGGCGACCGUGCAGCCACAAUUCUGCAAAAAAAGAACGCGGGGCUGUCCAUGACGGAGUGGUCGACGGUGGUGCUGCGUGAGGUGCGCGAGGGUGGCGUGUAUGGUACCGGCUCGCGCGUACUGCGAUUCAACAUGCCCGGCGCGCUGCAGAAAACGGGCCUUGCGCUUGGUCAGUUCAUCGCCAUGCGUGGUGACUGGGACGGUCAGCAGCUGCUCGGCUACUAUAGCCCCAUCACGCUGCCAGACGACAUCGGUGUGAUUGGUAUCCUCGCCCGUGCCGACAAGGGCCGCCUAGCGGAGUGGAUCUCUGCCCUACAGCCUGGCGACGCGGUGGAGAUGAAGGCGUGCGGUGGUCUCAUUAUUCACCGCCGCUUCGCUGCCCGCCAUCUCUUCUUCCGCAGCCACAAGAUUCGCAAGCUGGCUCUCAUCGGCGGCGGCACGGGUGUCGCACCGAUGCUGCAGAUUGUGCGGGCUGCGGUGAAGAAGCCCUUCGUAGACUCGAUCGAGAGCAUCCAGUUCAUCUACGCCGCCGAGGACGUAUCGGAGCUGACGUAUCGCACGCUGCUUGAGAGUUACGAAAAGGAGUACGGCUCUGGUAAGUUCAAGUGCCACUUCGUCCUCAACAACCCUCCUUCUCAGUGGACCGAGGGCGUCGGCUUCGUUGAUACCGCUCUGCUGCGCUCCGCCGUGCAGGCGCCGUCCAACGACCUUCUGGUGGCCAUCUGUGGUCCGCCGAUCAUGCAGCGUGCUGUGAAAAGUGCACUCAAGGGCCUCGGCUACAACAUGAAUCUCGUGCGCACGGUGGAUGAGCCAGAGCCUCUCUCGGCCAAGAUUUAA
Messenger RNA from Leishmania braziliensis MHOM/BR/75/M2904, 3444 nucleotides. RefSeq names its product putative NADH-dependent fumarate reductase. Gene Ontology annotation, molecular function: oxidoreductase activity; FMN binding. The transcript has a single exon. The coding region runs from base 1 to 3444 and encodes 1147 amino acids. Gene Ontology annotation, biological process: protein flavinylation. Lineage: Eukaryota; Euglenozoa; Kinetoplastea; Trypanosomatida; Trypanosomatidae. The record is from RefSeq and is a predicted model, not a curated record.